This is a messenger RNA of Vidua chalybeata, 1639 nucleotides long. It is a transcript of the gene SOX14, whose product is annotated as SRY-box transcription factor 14. The transcript has 2 exons. The record is from RefSeq and is a predicted model, not a curated record. Gene Ontology annotation, biological process: regulation of DNA-templated transcription; anatomical structure morphogenesis; cell differentiation. Gene Ontology annotation, molecular function: DNA-binding transcription factor activity, RNA polymerase II-specific; RNA polymerase II cis-regulatory region sequence-specific DNA binding. The coding region runs from base 316 to 744 and encodes 142 amino acids. Lineage: Eukaryota; Metazoa; Chordata; Aves; Passeriformes; Viduidae.
GCCCCGCGUCCCCACCGCCGGCCCGGUGCUGCGCCCGGCGGCUCCCCGCCCGCCUAGUGCCCGCCGGGCCCCGCGGGCCUCCGCUCCGCGCCGCUCCGCGCUGCUCCGCGCCCCGCCCCGGCACUGCUCCCGCCGGGGACGGCCUUGGCGGAGGACCUGUGAUGAUCAGCUGAGCCCGCUCCUGCCGCUCCUCCGGCUCCUCCGGCCUUCUCCCGCCGUUCCUCCUCCUCGCCCUCGUCCUGCCGCCGCCGUCCGGCGCCCCCAGCCGCCGCGCCGCGCCCCGCAGAGCCGCCCGCCCGCCCGCCCGGCCGAAGCAUGUCCAAGCCCAGCGACCACAUCAAGCGCCCCAUGAACGCCUUCAUGGUGUGGUCCCGCGGCCAACGGCGCAAGAUGGCCCAGGAGAACCCCAAAAUGCACAACUCGGAGAUUAGCAAGCGGCUGGGCGCGGAAUGGAAGUUGCUCUCCGAGGCGGAGAAGCGCCCGUACAUCGACGAGGCCAAGCGGCUGCGGGCGCAGCACAUGAAGGAGCAUCCCGACUACAAGUACCGGCCCCGGCGCAAGCCCAAGAACCUGCUGAAAAAGGACAGGCAUGACCAAGACUGGGAUAGACCCCUAUUCUUCAGCACACGCGACUGCCAUGUAACACCCACCCACCCACACCCCCACAGGCGUGUGUGUGUGCGUGUGUCCCCCACCCCGGCCGGCAGCUGGAACUGGGAUUCCUCCGUGUGUGCAUGUACAUAAAACCUGCAAGAGCAAAAGGCCACCCGAACCAGGACUCUGCCGCCCGCCGCCGGGCCGGGACAGACGCGGACGCUGCCUCGGAGAUGCUCUCGCCUAAAGCUCGCCACGAGAGCUGGCCCCAGGCUCGGGGGGGAUCUGCAAUCGCGGGGGCAGAUAGGAGCCCGGCACUUGUAAGAGUUGUAAAUGUGUUUAAAAACAGAAAAGCAAAGCGAACCUUGAACUGCCCUUUCGGGACAAAGCGGGGAGAAAAAGACAAAAAAAAAAAAAAAAAAAAAAAAAGGAGAGGCGGUUUCGAUUUUUAUUUAUUCUCUUAAUGUCUAUGAGUUCUCCAGGGUCUCAUGUCACUUGGACUUGACUUUGGGAAGUCCCGGUCUUACUCUGAUUUUAUUUUUUUUUUCCUCGUUGUUUUCCUUUUGCACAUUGAAAAACGAGAUCAGCUGUGUUAUAUAUAUAUAAAUAUAUAUAUAUUUUGCCACCACGUACUACUAGGUAAAAUUGCUUUUCAUGUCAGAAAAAAGGCUCUUCAAAGUUAAAAAAGAAAAAAAAAGACAAAAAAAAAAAAGAAGGGGAGAAACAUUUAUAUUUAAAACCUAUGAUAGUGUUUGCUUAAUUUAAAAGAGAUAGUCCUUAAAUUUGUGUGAUCCAGUGAGACUAGAUCUAAGUUUACUUUAGACAGAGCGUCAGGUAUGAAGUCAGGCAGUAGAAUUGUAAAAAAAUUAAUACUACUACUACUACUAACCGAAUAAAAACCGAUGGCAAUUUAAAUAUGUUUUCACAAUGUCUUGGGCAAGAAGAAACAGAAACUAAGAUGUAUCCGGCAGGAUUUUACCUCGUUAAACCUUUUCAUUUGUUGAACAAAGCCGUUUUGAAUAAAGACAAUCUGUCAUCAAACGAG